This is a messenger RNA of Prorocentrum cordatum, 1608 nucleotides long. Lineage: Eukaryota; Dinophyceae; Prorocentrales; Prorocentraceae. The record is from the annotation of a GenBank genome assembly.
AUGAAGCGGCCGUGGCCGGGGCAGCCCGUGGUGGUGGCGCCCCGGCCGAGGCUGGCCUCGCAGGCGGCGCAGCAGCAGGUGCAGGAGCUCGCGCAGGCCCCAGCGGCAUGGGAGCCGGUGCGGCAGCUGGCGGUGCAGCAGCAGGCGUGGCAGCCGAUGCCGCAGCCGCUGGCGCACGGCUUCGCGCUACCGCCCUGGCUGAGGAAGCCCGUCGCGGACCCCGUCGCGACGGCCAGCGCGGCGGAGGCCCUGAGCAAGGCCGCGGAGAAGGCGCUGUCGGCGAGGGGGGCGCCCAGGAUGGAGGGCGAGUCGACGAUCUGCACCUUCGGCUUCGCCUGCAGGCGAAUAGACUGCUGGUGGGUGCACCCACAGGGCCGGCAGAUCGACGCGAACCCUGGCCUAUCAGUCUGCAGAUACGGGGUCGACUGCCCGAACAAAAGGUGUUUCUUUUUCCACCCGGACGGGCGCCACAUCGACCCAGCGGUUUUUGAGAUCUUCCUGGACGAGCUCCCCAUGCCCCAGCGGCCGCACGUGCCGCCCGCUGCUGGCAACACCGAGGUGUUCAUGGAUUUCUUCGAGCAGGACCCCGACAGCGCCUCGUUCCGAGACGCGAUGUCGUCCGCCUACGGCGGCGUGAAGUCGAUCCGAAAGAUCCCCGGGUCGACGAAGGGCUACGUCAGUUUCGAGGACCAGCGGGCAGCCAAGAAGUGCGUGGAGGAGCAGGCGGGGACCUGGAGCGAGUCGGAGAGAUGUACGGCCGAGAGCUCGUGGAGCAACCGGAAGUCGUGGGACCGGGGGCCGUACGGGAUGGACCUGGCCAAGCUCAUUAUUGGAAAGAAGGGGAAGAAUUUGAACGAUGUUGUAGAGAAGCUGGGUGACGGCGCGAAGCUGCAUUUCAACACCGAUGAUGGCUACGCUGCGUUCAAAGGUAAGGUCGCCAAGAGCCAGUUGACGGAUUUGAGAGCUCUCCUCGCGGAGGUUCUCGCCGCCGCGCACAGUGAGAUCGGCGCGAGCAUGCGCCAGGUCGAGGUGGACAAAGGCCUUCCAAAAGCUUUCACUCACGAUGAGGCCAGCGACUUGUUCAAAGCCUUCGGGACGAUCGAAUCGCUGGACCUCACGGAUCCAGACCCUGACGAUCCCGCAAUAGCUCCGAAGGCGUGCGUGGUUUACGAGGCUUCCGAGGAAGCUCUCCGCGCGGUGAGCGACCUGCACGCAGCGAUUUUUUUCGGCACCCCUCUCUCCUGCUCUCUUAGACCAGCUGGCAGCACCGACGACCGCAAAAGGUCGCAGUGGUCCAAGAGGUUUCCCGACCGUGCCAGCAGGAAGGGUUGGACCCGGCUUCGGUGGAACCAGACGUCGGACGGCGGAGGAGAUAGUAGCGAGCACAAUGGGCUGGGUGGCAGUGAGUAUUUUGAGCCGCCAGACGCCGACAGCGGCGACAACGGGCAGCACGGAGAGGCAGCACCGGUCGCGGGCGGCAGUAGCGCCGCAGAAGAUCAGGGCGAGAGCGUCUGGUUCUGCUCCUGUGGCUACCAGAACGACGAGGGUGCCCUCGUCUGCGGCGAGUUCGCGGACAGCGAGGGCUGCGGGCAGCCCAGAGACGCAUGA